AUGGAUGAUAAAUGGCGGAACGGUUUACUAUUCGCCUACUCUGAAUGCCAUUCGAUUUUCGCUUCGGCCAAUCCCAGCUUCAUUCCUUAUCGCGCUCGCGGCAAUGAUGGGUGAGAAUCAAUCGGCGGAGUUGGCGCCGGCUUGCGGACGCCGUUCUUCGACCUCACCGCCUACAGCGAUUGGCCGCAGUUCGAGGAUUACAUCAAAGCGGUCGCGCAGGACAAUCCGUCGUUUGUGCAACUGCGCACCAUUGGUAGAUCAAGAGAAGGACGGCCGCUUCUUGGAUUGAAGAUCGGAAAACCGGCGCAAGACGGGCGCCGCAAAAUCGCGACAUGGCUCGACGGCGGAAAUCACGCGCGCGAAUGGCCAGCGUUCCACGUGGCCGUCUAUUUCAUCGAGAAGCUCGUCAACGGCUACAAAAUCGAUGAGAAAAUCACGAAGUACGUCGAGACGCUCGACAUCUAUGUGUUUCCGGUGCUGAAUCCCGACGGAUUCGUUUAUUCGAGAACGUCGAAACGGGCGAUGAUUCGACAAUGGCGAAAGAAUCGCGCGCCGGAGAAUUGCACCGGAACCGGCGGAUUCCAUCAGACCGACAUUUGCUGCGUCGGUGUGGACCUCAAUCGAAAUUACGAUAUCGGAUUCAGCCAAGAGAACUAUCCAUUCAAUAAUCCGUGCUCCGAUGAGUUCCAAGGUCCCUAUCCGUUCUCGGAGCCCGAAUCGCGAGCGGUUCGCGACUUUGUCAUGUCGGCCGAAAUCUACGGACGCCUCUACGCUUUAGUCUCCCUUCACACGCACGGCCAACUCUGGAUUUUGCCGUAUAACUACCAUAAAAGGACGUAUCCGCAAGAUUUCAAAGAAUUGGAGGAUCUUGCCAAUAAGGCGGCCGAUAAAGUGUUCGCUUAUCGCGAGACCCGAUAUCGCGUCGGGACCGCCGCCGACAUGCUCGGAACGGCGACGGGUGGCGCGACGGAUUGGAUCAAGAAAAACACGCCGACGAAAUAUGUCUACGUUCUCGAAUUGCCGCCGGAUAUGAAGACGUGGUUCGCAUUCCAGGUGAAGCCUCAUUGGUUGAUUCCGAUUGGAAAAGAGACAUGGAUUGGGAUUGAGGUAAUUUUGGAUCAAGUCAUCGAAGAAACUAAAGAUUUGGCGCCAACCGUCGAAUCGACGGCCAAUAAUUGA
Molecule: messenger RNA, 1179 nt
Organism: Caenorhabditis bovis
Lineage: Eukaryota; Metazoa; Nematoda; Chromadorea; Rhabditida; Rhabditidae
Source: the annotation of a GenBank genome assembly